CACUUUUGUCGAAAUUCUAAACAAAAAUACUUCAAAAUGUUAAAAUGAUUUUUCAGGAAACUAAGUAUUGAAAAUGGGAGGAUUUUUAAUAUUUUUACUUGUAAUUUUUAUUAUAUUCUUAACGAUAUCAUGGAUUAUCCCAUGGAUUAUUUCAUGGCAUUUUGAGAGAAAAUAUAAUAUAUCCCUGAAUAUAGGAAGAAUUGGUUUACCAUAUUUGAAGCUUUGUGAUAUAAAUCUAUCAAAAAUGGUUUUAAUAUACAAAUUAAUGAAAUAGGGAUUAAAAGCAGUUUCCUGAACUCUGAACUGACAAAAUUAGUGACUCUGGUAGUAAAAGAUGUUAGAAUUAACAAGGACCUUAGUGAGAAAAGUUGGAUAAUUACAACAGUAAUCAUUCCAUUAGCGAAGUUAUUGACUUUCGUGAUAAGAAGUGCCACACUUCAUCAAUAGUUUUGCUCAGUUUAUGUCUGUAUAUAUCUACAAUGUCUCAGCAUUAUUCUUGAAACGCUCAACAUCUCCUGGUUGCUUAAUCCAUGCUGCUGCUAGUGAGCUACAUUUAGAUGGCAGCAUUCUCAAAAAUGCUCGAUCCCUUCUAGUGACAAUGAAUCUGAUAGAUGCAGAAAUAAAAGUUCUUGCACAUGCAGAUUAUAAUCAGAAAGAAGCUAGACUUGCUGAGUUUAGCUUUGGCAUGUCGGUGGAGACUGUCUUGGUAGCUCAGGGACCUUUGUCAGUCGAGAAGCUGGAUGUUAAAAUGUCUUGCACAAGUGUUAUCAUAAACACCGGCUUCUAUAAUUUAGCUCAUCAAGGGUCUAAGAAAACUGAAGUAACUACCCCCUGUAGUUACUAUAAAGAUGAAGAUAUUUUCAGAGGAUUUUACCAGUUAUACCAAAGGUAA
Molecule: messenger RNA, 892 nt
Organism: Acanthoscelides obtectus
Lineage: Eukaryota; Metazoa; Arthropoda; Insecta; Coleoptera; Chrysomelidae
Source: the annotation of a GenBank genome assembly